Molecule: messenger RNA, 1617 nt
Organism: Aspergillus homomorphus CBS 101889
Lineage: Eukaryota; Fungi; Ascomycota; Eurotiomycetes; Eurotiales; Aspergillaceae
Gene: abr1
Product: multicopper oxidase abr1
Exons: 3
Coding region: 1-1617 (538 amino acids)
Biological process (GO): cellular response to iron ion starvation; reductive iron assimilation
Cellular component (GO): high-affinity iron permease complex
Molecular function (GO): copper ion binding; ferroxidase activity
Source: RefSeq, a predicted model, not a curated record
AUGCUCCGAACCUUCUUGCUUCUGGGCCUGACGGGGUUCGCACAAGAAGCAUUCGGUAGGAACGUAUAUCUCGAUUGGAAUCUCACAUGGGUCAACGCAGCGCCAAAUGGCUUCGAACGACCGAUUAUCGGAAUCAACGGUCAAUGGCCGUGUCCGCAGAUCGACCUUCACAUAGGUGACAACUUGGUGGUAGAUGUCUAUAACGGCUUGGGCAAUGAGUCCACCGGAAUCCACUGGCAUGGGUUCCACCAGAACUACAAUACCUUCAUGGAUGGUGUACCUGAUAUCACUCAAUGCCCGCUCAAGCCAAACCAGCGCAUGAGAUAUGUUAUUCCGGUCAAUCAAACCGGGUCGUAUUGGUAUCAUUCCCACCAAGAGGGCCAGUACCCCGAUGGAAUUCGAGGUCCGAUCAUUGUCCACGACACGAAGCCAGCCGAUUUCCAUUACGACGAGGAAAUCACUGUCACUCUUUCGGAUUGGUACAACAGGCAGAUGCCGCAUCUCAAGGAGGAAUACAUGUAUCCGACGGCCGGUCCGGCCGGUCUAGAGCCCUUGCCCGAUGCGGUUCUGUUUAACGAUGCAGUCGGAACCAAGAUUCCAGUCAAGCCAAACAAGACUUAUCUCAUCCACGUUAUUUGUAUGGGGAAUUGGCCCGGACAUGCGUUUAUCGUUGAGGACCACGACCUGACAGUUGUCCGAGCCGAUGGUGUUCCCGUGGAACCGAAACUGGCGACUCCCCAAUACCUUCGAAUGACUGUCGGACAGCGCCUCGAUCUACUCUUGACAACAAAGAACGAUACAAGCAGGAACUACGCAAUCUGGGAUGGGCUUGAUAUCGAUGAGAUGUUUAUUCGAGAGAACCGAACGCCGCCACCGGGAUAUAAUGCCAAUGGUACGGCGUGGUUGAUGUACAACGAAGACGCUCCCUUCCUACCGUCCCCGGAUAUUCAGAUCCAUAACGCGAGUCUUGAGUUUUUGGACGACGUGACCCUUCAACCAAAAGAUGGACUUCCGCUGCUUGAACCGGUGGAUCGACAAAUUGUCUUGGACUUCAGUUAUUCUCAAGUUGACGGUGUUCCCAAUUACAAUAUUAAUGGCAAAACCUAUGUGGCUCCUGGAGAGCCCACACUGUAUACAGCCUUGUCCGCCGAUAGGCAAGAAGCUCUGGAUCCUGCAAUCUAUGGCUCGGUCAAUCAAUAUGUGGUCCAGUAUGGUGAAAUCGUGGAGCUUGUCAUCAACAACAAUCACAACAACUUGCACCCAUGGCACUUGCACGGACACGACUUCCAGAUCUUGCAACGUACAUAUCCUGAAGGUGGCGCUUUCAAUGGCUACCAUAACAUCUCUGCAAUCCCAUCGCGACGAGACACUCUCAUGGUCGAGCCGAAAGGACAUGCCGUCCUUCGCUUCAAAGCCAUGAAUCCAGAUAAGUCCCCUUGUUUACGUGUCUGGAUGCUCCAUUGCCACAUUGAGUUUCACAUGCAAACACGCCUCAUGGCAGUGAUCAUCGAAGCGCCGGACUAUUUGCAAAACCUAUCUAUGCCAGCUGAUCAUAGAGACGUUUGCGGUGGCAAGCCCAGCCUUUUCGCGCCUUUGCCGCCUCUUCCAGGUCUAUAG